AACGUCAACGGUCGUCAAGAUAUAGAGCACCACAACGCAAGUCAUAGGCCAUUGAAAGAAGACUACUGUCAGAGACAACACGCACAAGAGUUGAUCUGUCUGAGAACUACAAUGCUGAAGCGGGCAGCCCUUGGUUCGCAGCUGAUUCUGCUGCUGAUGGUGGCUAAAACUGAUGCAGCAUUGGCCUCUCUAGACCUCAGCGACAACAUUGGGCGAAUCAGUCUCAGUUCACAACAACUGGAAGCGGCUGCUACUCAGGCCAGAGUUCAGCUUGAGGAAGAACGGAGUCAAGAAAGUGCCUUUGCGGUAUUAGACCGAUCUGCUUCAGAACCUGGCUCUACAACGGACCAGCUCAACAAGUUCACAUUCACAGCACCUGAGAGUAUAACAAAGGGAAACAACCAUCGCAUCAAUGUCCUAGAAGUUACACAGUUGCUGCAGGCAGCGAAUGUAUCACAGGAGGAAAUACCCUUGGUGUUGAAGAAAGGUUUCGGUCCAGAGCUCAGGUGCGCUUCCAGUCUUGAUAAACCGUGCGAAACCUCCUCCCCCUACCGGACAGCUGAUGGUUCCUGCAACAACCUCGAGCAUACAACCUGGGGCAAGGCAUUCAUUCCAAUGAGGCGAUGGCUGGAUCCCGCUUAUGAUGACCAUAUAUCUUCCCCACGAGAAAAAUCCCAUGGGUCGUCCUCAAAGUUACCCAGUGCCCGCCUGGUCAGCACGACUGUCCACACCCCGUCAACAGACGCUGACCGCCACGCCUACUACACCCACAUGUUGAUGCAGUGGGGUCAGUUCCUGGAUCACGACAUCACCAGCACACCAACACAGCAGCUCAAUGGUCCGUAUGGCCGUUCUUUAAAUGUUGGAUGCUGUUUUCAACCACGACCAUUCAGCCGCCAGUGUUUCCCCAUCGUCAUUCCACAACCAGAUCGACACUUUAAGUCCACCUGCAUGAAUUUCGUGCGCUCGGUUCAAGUAGAGAACGAACAUUGCCAAGCAGCUCCCGUGGAACAGCUGAACCAGAUCACAGCCUACAUAGACGCCUCACAGGUGUACGGGUCGUCACAGGAGGAACAGAACAAGCUACGGACAUUUGUUGACGGUCAGCUGAAGAUGAAAUCGACUCACUUGCCUAGCGAUUCGGAGCCUAGUUGUACCACAACAAAUAGCCAAAGCUACUGUUUCCUCGGAGGUGACCAUCGAGUGAAUGAAAACCCAACUCUUCAGAGCAUGCACACGAUCUUCACAAGAGAACACAACCGCAUAGCUAAAAAACUAAAAGCCCUCAACUGCCAUUGGAGCGAUGAGAGCACUUUCCAGGAGGCCAGGAAGAUCGUGAGCGCUAUCAUACAGAAAAUCACGUAUGACGAAUACUUGCCUAUUAUCAUGGGAGAAGAAGCCAUGACCAAGUAUGGCCUGCCAAUUGGAUCUGGGAGCACUUACGCCAACGUAUACAACACUACGACCGACGCCAGCAUCAGGAACGCCUUCGCAACGGCGGCUUUCAGAAUGGGACACUCUAUGAUCCACAGCCACUUAGCUAGCUACAGCUCUUCAUAUAGCUAUCUCGGCAAGGACGAACUAAGCAAGACCUUCGGCAACACGGAUCUCAUUCUGAACGUCAACAACAGAAAGGUGGACCAUUACUGUAGAGGGUUGGUUCAGGACGGAGUUCAGAAUGCAGAACACAAACUGACGCAGGAGGUCACGGACAAGUUGUUUGCUGACAGUAACGGAAAUAGUCUGGACCUGGCAGCUCUCAACAUCCAGAGAGGAAGAGACCACGGGCUUCCGUCUUACACCAAGUGGAGGAAGUACUGUGACCUUCCAACAGCUACACCCUUCUCCGGCCUGGCCUGCACGACACACACAACAACUACAGCGAACCUUUUGAAGAAAGUGUAUAAACACAUCGACGACAUUGACCUGUUUCCUGGGGCUCUGUCUGAGAAGCCUGUUCCAGGAGGACUUCUGGGACCGACAUUUACCUGUCUCCUGGGGAAGCAGUUCCAGGCCCUGAAGGAAGGAGACCGAUUCUGGUUUGAAGAAAACAACGCAUAUGUGAAAUUUACUCCGAACCAGCUGAAUGAGAUCCGGAAAGCCAGUCUGUCCAGGGUAGUGUGUGACAAUACGGACACCUUCAUGAUCCAGAAGAACGCUUUUAUCAAGAGAUCUCGGGUUUCAUGCGGUUCUUUGGAUAAAAUUAACCUCAACCACUGGAGAACAGGCACCUGGAGCACCUGGACGUCCUGGGGAAGAUGCUACUCCGGCAAACAGAGGAGAAGUCGCUCAUGCAAGACCUGUGACUGCACUGGUCAGACCUCUCAGAGUCGUAGCUGUGGAUGUGUCAUCGGGUGUUGGUGGCCGAAGUAUUAUGACUUGCAAAUGGAUGCUAAGUUUCUUCAUGAGCCUGUUGAGCGUGCUGAGUCUGUUGAGCGUGCUGAGCCUGUUGAGCGUGCUGAGCCCGUUGAGCGUGCUGAGCCCGUUGAGCGUGCUGAGCCCGUUGAGCGUGCUGCUGCUGCUGCUCAAGAGGUAAUUUCAAGGAACUAAUUUCAAGCUGUACACUUUUAGUAACAUAAGUUAUUGAGUAUCACGUGUUACUUCUUUGUCCAUUACCUGUUGACAAACGGAAACAAUUUGUCACUUUAUACUAUGCUUGAUCAUCAUGUGUACUGUGUAAUUUUUGCAAAUAUACCCAUUAAUUAUAGCCGAUGUCAGGGUAGUCAUACGAAAUCGCUGUCCAUGUUCACUUUUCGUCCAACAAACUUGAUCUCUGCACUUUCCUUUCCGUAAUGCUGUCAAAUGUCCACAUUAUACUAAAUGGAAAUAAUGUUCAUGGCCUUUGGCCUCCUCAGUGUUAUGAAUAAAAAAUGCUUGACAGAA
Haliotis rufescens (red abalone) is the source of this 2883-nucleotide messenger RNA. RefSeq names its product myeloperoxidase-like. The coding region runs from base 112 to 2550 and encodes 812 amino acids. The record is from RefSeq and is a predicted model, not a curated record. Gene Ontology annotation, biological process: response to oxidative stress. Lineage: Eukaryota; Metazoa; Mollusca; Gastropoda; Lepetellida; Haliotidae. The transcript has 14 exons. Gene Ontology annotation, molecular function: heme binding; peroxidase activity.